Hypanus sabinus (Atlantic stingray) is the source of this 8950-nucleotide messenger RNA. RefSeq names its product component of inhibitor of nuclear factor kappa B kinase complex (gene chuk). The record is from RefSeq and is a predicted model, not a curated record. NCBI's taxonomy places the organism in Eukaryota, Metazoa, Chordata, Chondrichthyes, Myliobatiformes, Dasyatidae. Gene Ontology annotation, molecular function: ATP binding; IkappaB kinase activity. Gene Ontology annotation, cellular component: IkappaB kinase complex; cytoplasm. The transcript is spliced from 22 exons. Gene Ontology annotation, biological process: tumor necrosis factor-mediated signaling pathway; positive regulation of transcription by RNA polymerase II; peptidyl-serine phosphorylation. Bases 1386 to 3653 code for a protein of 755 amino acids.
GCCGUUUCCUUUCUGCAGGUCUCUUUCCGGUCCUGUCAUGGUCGCCAAUUUUGUCAUGGUUUCUCAUGCCCCACAAACAACCAGGAGACGCAGAAGAUUCUUCAAGAAGUAUUAAACUUUAAUUUGCAAAUCAAAUCUGAGACAGUCACUGAGCUAGACACCGAUUACCCACCGAUCCUUGCACAUAGCAUUUUUUAUAGCAAUCUCCUGGUUUAGUUGCAUUAGCAUAUCCAAUUGGUCUAUAGUUGUGUAUCACAAGUACAUCCGCCACUAUUGUUUCUACCCAUUGACUUAAUCAUGCUUUAAUCUACAUCUCUUAGCUACCUGUCAUUAACACCCAUUAUCUUCUACAUUCUUAAGAUUUCAUUCUCCUACUAAAUUGCAAAUAGCAAGCUCAAAGCUGACUACAUAGUUUUGGUUACACAGCAAACAAUGCAAUUCUUAUACUCCCAAUACCUUCUCCAGUCCUUUAUCUCUUUCACCAAUCAACUUCCCAGCUCUACUUCACCAGCUCCCCCUCUCCCAGUUUCGUGCGAGUCACCUAUCACGUAGUACUUCACCUUACCCUCACCCCACCUUCUUACUCUGACUUCUCCACUUUCUUUCCAGUCUUGGUGAAGCGUCUCGGCCUGAAACAUCGACUGGUUGCAGUUUUCCAUAGACGCUACCUGGCCUGCUGAGUUCCUCCAGCAUUUUGUGUGUGUUGCUUGAAAGUUUAAUAUAACUUGUUUAAGUUCUUAGUUCUGAAGUGCGAUUACUUAGUUUGCACGGAAGAUGCUGAACAGAGAUUCGAGCAUUUUCCCCCUUCUUCUUUCGAUCUGCAUUGUUUUUGUUUUAAAAAAAGUUAUCCCACGUAACUUUGUGGCUAAAAACCGGAGUUAGAAUACGUGACGUAGCAGGGGAGUGAGAAGAUUGAGUGUGCGCAGAUAAGGACUACAUUUCCCAGCAUUCAGUUCGGGGUCGUCCGAUGUCGCCAAGUUCGGAAAUGUUUCUCAUCAGGAUGCACUGAGGGAGGAAAGCAACAGUUGGCAGAUGUAGAGAGUUAUUUGAUGCUGCCACUGGGAACUGCAUCGGGGAUCGGUUUGACCUCUGUCGACGAUCGCUUCCCAAGGUAGGGAUACUGGGCCGGAGGAAGAACGGCGGGGCCUGCUCGCUGUGCCCUGGAAGUCAGGCCUUGUCCCGGCAUAACUGCACCCGCCAGUGGCCUGCCUUCUUCCCUGGGCGCAUUCGGAGUUCGAGAUCGGUAAUUCUGGGACUGUCAGCCUCACUAAUCGGGUCCAGCCUGAUCUCCGGUGCUGUCUGAAAAGUUUGCUCCUUCGUGAGUUUUCUCUCUCAUCCCAACUGGUUCCUCUAAAUUGCCCCCGCAUUAAGGAUUCUAAUUGAGAAUGGAGAAACCCCCUUUUAAGCAGGUUCAGACAUGUGGGCCUUGGGAUCUAAAGGAACGUCUUGGAGCAGGAGGCUUUGGACAUGUCUAUAUGUAUGAACAUAAAACAACAGGAGAAAGAAUUGCAGUUAAAGCCUGCCGUUUGGAGUUGAGUGCAAAAAACAAAGAGAGAUGGUGCUAUGAAAUUCAAAUUAUGAAAAAGUUAAGCAAUGCCAAUGUUGUGAAAGCUCGUGAAGUUCCGGAGGAAAUGCAGGAUAUUGCAUGUAAUGAUGUCCCUCUGCUCGUAAUGGAAUUCUGUACAGGAGGUAACUUGCGUAAGUUGUUGAGCAAGCCUGAAAAUUGCUGUGGACUUAAAGAAAGCCAAGUAUUAAGCUUAUUGCAAGAUGUUGGUUCUGGCAUCCAGUAUUUGCAUGACCACAGAAUCAUUCAUAGGGAUUUGAAACCUGAAAAUAUUGUAUUGCAAGAUGAUAAUGGCAAGUUGAUACAUAAAAUAAUUGACUUGGGCUAUGCCAAAGAUCUAGACCAAGGAAGUCUUUGCACAUCUUUCGUGGGGACAUUACAAUAUCUGGCGCCAGAGCUAUUUGAUUCACAAUCUUACACAGUCACUGUAGACUACUGGAGCUUUGGAACACUAGUAUUUGAAUGCAUCUCAGGAUUUCGACCAUUUUUGCAUAACAUGCAACCUUUUCAAUCGCAAGACAAAAUUAAAUACAAGGGCCAAUAUGACAUUAUGGCUGUUGAAGAGAUGAAUGGUGAAGUAAAGUUCUCCACAAAUUUACCACAGCCCAAUGGCCUUAGCAGUUUAAUGGUAAAACCAUUGGAGACGUGGCUGCAAAUGAUGCUGGUUUGGGAUCCAAAACAACGGGGUGGUGGUAUAGAUCCAACCACAAAUAGACCAGCAUGCUUCUUACUUCUGGAUCAGAUUUUAAGUCAGAAGUUUGUUCAUAUAUUAAAUAUGACUUCUGCCCGAGUUCAUUCCUUUUUGAUCAAACCUGAUGAGAGUCUACAUUCUCUUCAAAUGCGCAUUGAAGCUGAAACAGGAAUUGCUGCUGCAAAUCAAGAGUUGCUUGUGGAAACUGGAAUUUCGUUGGAUCCUCGUAAGCCUGCCAAUCAAUGUGUGCCAGAUGUGAGAGGAUGGGACAGAUACAUGGUGUACCUCUUCGAUAAAAGUAGUACCAUCUAUGAAGGGCCCUUUGUCGCUAGAAAAUUGCCAGAGCAUGUUAGUUAUGUUGUGCGUGAUGCUAAGAUAAUGUUGCCCAACGUACAACUGAGGAAGGUGUGGGGUGAAGCAGUGAAUUAUGUCUGCGGUUUGAAGGACGACUACAGCAGAUUAUUCCAGGGCCAGAGAGCUGCAAUGUUGAGUCUGCUUCGUUAUAACAAUAACCUCACAAAAAUGAAAACAACAAUGUUUUCUAAUUCUCAGCAGUUGAAGGCUAGGUUGGAUUUCUUUCAGUCCAGCAUUAAGCUUGAUCUGGAAAAAUACAGCGAGCAGAUGGCAUAUGGGAUAUCUUCUGAAAAAAUGCUGAAAGCUUGGAAGGAAAUGGAAGAGAAGGCUGAGGCUUGUAAACAGGCUGCUGAAAUUGGUCACUUGGAAGAACAAAUCAUGAGUCUGCACAGUGAAAUAGUGGAACUGCAGAGGAGCCCAUAUGCGAGACGACAGGGAGACGUCAUGGAAAACCUUGAACAGAAAGCCAUUGAUUUAUACAGGAAGCUCAAGGGAAAACCAAAAGACUCACAUCAAUAUGGAGACAGUACAGAGAUGGUGAAGAUUAUUGUGCAGACAGUUCAGAAUCAAGAUCGUGUGCUGAAGGAACUGUAUACUCAUCUCAGCAAACUGUUGGCCUGUAAACAGAAGAUCAUUGAUCUUUUUCCAAAGAUCGAACAAGCACUUGACAACAUUAGAGAAAAUGAAAAAAUGUUAUUGAGAUCACAAGAGAAGAGACAGAAAGAAAUAUGGUAUUUGUUAAAAAUUGCAUGUAGCACAGCUCGAGUACCUGAAAAUGCCAGUCCUGAGUCAUCUUGUUCACCUCAUGGUUUAGGAUGGGCACAGCAGGGACAAACUUUAAUACGACAAAAUGCUUUGCCGAACCCACUGUCCUCUAUAUCUGUAUUGAAAAACAGUGAAUCAUCAAUGACUGUAAUUGAAGAAAACCAGAGCUUCUGCAGCCAGCUACACAGUCUGAUGCAGGAAACUCUCUCAGAACAGAAGUACAGCUUAUCGUCUCUUGAUUGGAGUUGGCUUGAAGGGAUGGUAUCAGACAGACCCUGAAAUUCAUAUUUGGUGUGGCGGUUGAUUUCCUGAGCCCUGAUCGCCAGAAGACCAUGAGUCGGUGUGGAUUUGCAGUGGUGAAUGCUAUGAAGAAGAAUCAUAUUUCUGGAGCUGGAAAAUGAAUCCUUGUAUCUCUCAGAAAUCUCUUGGUGUUUUAGUUCCACUGUUUCUAUUCAGCUGAGAUAACACAAGAAUGUGCUGAACUUGCCAGUAUGCUGCUGCUUAAUCACUUUGUCACUGAUUGUUUGCUUUCAAACUGCAGUAACAGUUUAUAAAGUUCUCUUAAAUAUUUUUCUUAGCCUUACAAAAUAUAAUUAAAAACAAUAAGUGAUGGAAAAUUCAUAUACUGUAUGGCCCUGUCAACAGAUGAAAAGAUAAAAAUAUAGAUUUGCAAUUUUUAUACAUUUUAUUAGUCUAUAUUCAGAUGUUUUAAUCAGCUGUUGAUGGACAGGAUUUACAGCUUCUGCUUUUUAAUAUCAUAUUUUAUUUCACUUAUUACAUCACUAUUUAUUCAGUGUCCAGUUUUUUUUUUUCAAGUUUCCUUUUAUGUUUUGUACAAAGUCAAAUAAUAGUUGAGUUUUAGUUCAUUAUUUGGUAUUUUGCGGAAAUGACCGUAUUAAGUCCAUCUUCCCACUAGCUGAGUCGAGGAAUGUUACUGAGGGAAAAAUUCUUGUUAUAGCUGAAUGUAGUAUGUUGGGUUGUAAUGAGGCCAGAGAUCACAGAACCACAUGAUUUAUUUAGUUUAAUCAGUGCAAUGGAUACCAUGCUUUUCAAAAGUCCCUAAUGUGGUCUGAAGUGGGCGCCAAUAUUUAGCGACAUUCUCACUGGUCAUAUUUAUAAUGUGGAUCUGACUAUUGGCUUUUGAUCGAGAUUCCCAAAUGAUUUCUUUUAAGAAAAAAUAACAAAUGAGUUUCCUGUAGCUGCUAUUUUGUCAAAUAAAAUGGUGGGGCUUUCGGUUUCGUCAUUUCACUUUCACCUUUGAAAAGGGAAUGAAACAUCGAAAAAUCCCUAGCUAGAAGCUGCACUCUUUUAAAGGGAACAAUCUGCCUUACCAUCUACCAAAACAUUAAGGUUGCUAGGUGUGGCAGCCUGAACAGUUUGUCAGUUUUUUAAAAACUUCCAUCAAUUUUGUGCUAGGUUUUAAAGCUACUCUAAUUUUAAGAUUUCAUUUAUAGUACUUUAGAAGAUCUGGCUAUCACGAUUUUUAAAUUGAAGUUAAUCCUGCAAUUGUUUUAAUAAUAUCCAAUUGUUUUAAUAACCAUCCAACUUUAAGCUUGCUGUUUUUUUUUUAAAGAUGGGAGAUUUACUCUGAAUAAUAUGAAACAUUUGCCACAUCCUCUUUCCCCAUCUUCCUAUUUUUUAACUGAAAGCGUUGGUCAUUAUUGCUCGUUGUUGGUUUAAAACAGCAAACUAAAAAAAGUAGAACCAUUUUUUUCUCUAUCUUUGCAAAGUAAUCUUGAAUCUAUAGUAGAAGUGAGGCUGGCUUCUGUCCUAAUGCACAUCUUAUUUUGUGCAUUCACUAUCUGAUGCUAUAUCCUACUACUAAAUUAAUGCAAAAAUAACAAAUGCCACAAUGUUUAACAUGAGAGAUUCUGCAGAUGCUGGAAAUCUGGAGUCUCACACAAACACACCACCACCAUCACCACCCCCCACCUGGAGGAACUCAGCAGGCCAGGCAACAUCUAUAGAGAGGAAUAAACAGGACAUAAUAAAGGAUCUUGGCCCAAGAUGUCAACUGUUUAUUCCUCUGCAUAGAUGCUGCCUGAUCUACUGUGUUCCUCUGGCAUUUUAUGUGUGUUACCGUAAUGUUUCCUUUUUUAGUAUUCUAUUCAGUCAGUCAUUAAACCAAGAUAUACUACAUCUAUAUUAAAAAUGAAAGUAUAUAAAAUAAUUUCUAUUUUUAGUUGAUUAGCACAUAUUAAGACUUAUUGAAGAUGAAAACAUAUCUGGUCAUGGGGUGAUUCAGUGUGAACCAUUGAAUGUUCACCUGCAAAUUAUUUAUAACUUUUGUUAUACAGAAGAUUCUAAGAACAGUACAGAAUAUCAUUUUCAUGAAAUAACCUGUUGGAUUACAAAAUACAAAGAUGCCAGCUCGACAGUUAAGUCUUGAAGCCUGAUGCAAGUGGUCCGAUUUCGACUCACCAAGAUUUAUAGGGUUGAUUUUGGAUGAAUUUUUUUUUUUGUUCAGCUGACUUCCUUUCUUAUUUCUGCUCUUCAAGGCUGGAUCUUGAAAUGUGAAAAGCUUAAUUUUUUUUCUUAGUUGCUUUUGCCUUUCUGAUUUUUUUAGGGGUCGAUUUACACUAAAAAUUUGAUUUAAAUGCAGAUUGUGAAUUGAGAUGUAUGUCACUUUUGUUUGCAAUAUCAUUUAUGCACAUGGUGUACAAAGGUUUGAAAAGAAAAAGUUCUUCCAGUAAAUUUAUAGACCAAAUGAUUUUAUAGAAAUUCAUUUGCGUAAAGCUUUUUCUGAUUUUGGAAUCGACUUUAACUAGGGCGAAAUGUGUCUGUGAUAAUUGCUAGAUUGUUACCCAUCACUGGAAAUUAAACCAGGCACUUUCCAGAGUGAAUAACUUUGCAUGUAUGUGUUCCAUUGAAUGGUCCUCUUGAGGAUUACUUAGGGAAACUAGACCAAGUUUUGCGGGGACAGCCACCACUGGGGGGAGGGGUAUCUCAUCGGGCAACUGGAUUUAGUUUGAGGCUCGUCCUUGCUGCAUAUCACUGCCCCAUACACUGCAGUCCUCAGUGCUCCAAUCGGCACAGUUCUGUGACCCCAGACUCUUAACCCUGUAUCCUUUCUUCUUGAGCUUGCCUCCCUCACUGACAUAAUCUUUACUCCUGGGUAGCACGUUUUCUGAUAUAGAAGUGUGUCGUAUUUAAAUGAUUCUGCACGGACUCGAUGGGCCAAAUGGCCUGUUUUGUGCUGUAAUUUUCUAAGACUCUAUUGGAGUUGAGAGGGAAAUGGAUCAGCCAUGACAAAAUGACAGAGCAGACUCAAUGUGCCGAAUGACCUAAUCCCGAUGUCUUACGUCUUAUGCCCUUUCAAAAGUCUUGGGCUUUAUGUGUUCUUGAAAUUUCCAAUGGACAGACAAUCUAAAUAAUGAUAUGUGUAACACUGCUGUAAUCUAAUUGGUGGCUUAGUAUUUCUAGGCCAAUGUGUAUUUACUGAGAUCGCUCAAAAUAACAUGAAAAAUAUUAGAAUGUUAGGUUUAUUUUAAUAUCUUGAUGCUAAUCUAAAUCUUUUAUGAUACACAGAUUUAGCAAAGAGAGAUGUUGCGCUUCAACUAAACACACUGGUAUCCUCCGUAACACAGAUUCUGUUGUCAAAUCUGUAUCUGUUUAAUGUUGUAUGGCAGCUUUGAUUGCACUUUGCACUUUUAAGAUGUCACAUUGUUUCAAUUUUGUUUUAAUUUUGAAAUGUGUUCAAUUUACCUAAAUGGUCAUAUUCAAUGUAGACAUGGUGGAGUGUACUGCCAGACGUGCUUUAAAUAUAUGAUGUUUUUCUCUUGGAUUUGUGAAUCGAGGGAUGUGUUCGUUUUCUGUAGUCCCAUGAGUUUAGAUUUUGUAUUGAAUUAAACUUAAAGCAUUUCUUGAAUGUCGUAACAAAAUGGAAAAAAUGCAUAAAUGCCAGUGAUAAAUGAUUUUAUUUGUAAAUAGACUUUGUACAGAUUUCUUUCAGAUGUAUCAGCCAUAACAACUCAAAAGUUUUGUGUUUUUCUAAUUUUCAGCUAUUAUACACCAUGUUCUGUAGUGCAUUUGUUAAUGAUGUUGUACUGUUGUUUCUCUUUCAAUUACAUUUGUAUUUAUGCACCCAUUAAGUACCAAAACCAAGGAAGACCACAGUUUGUGAUGCUUGUUUGUACCGUUGAACCAGACUUCUGUGGUUGAGAAAGUGGAACUGCCCCAGUGCAAUAGCUUUUCCACUUUCCCACACAGGUUUCCUGCCAUCAUUGAACACAAUGGACAGCCACCAAAUACCAUAAUUUAAGAGGCCCUAUUAAAAGCCCUCAUUUCAACAUUGCGAAUUAUCAUCCCGUCCCAUUCCAAUGUCCUCUUCAUUGACAAAAUCAUUCAUCUUUCUGUUGCUUCAUUAACUCUGACUUUUCUAAAACUUUUUGUUCACCUGCUUUUCACACUUAGCACCAGACUGAAGCCUCUGAGUUUUCUGCAGAAUCGUUCUCUUUACUGUCUGAUCAGGGUGAGAUGCCAGCCCUAAGCUGACUGUAUCCAAUUAUAUCCAAAAAAAUUACUUCUAAGACCUUUUCUUCCUCAAUAAUUAUUACUUCUAAGGGUUCUUCACAAGUCUAUCCUUGACUUCCUCCUAUUUCUCAGCUCCAUCCUCCUUGCCAGAGACAUAAGGGAUCACAGUGUCAUUUUCCCCGUAGGCUGAAGACUCUUGGCUGUAUCUCACCACCACCUCGCUUGACCUUUUCAAUACUGUUAGAUGUUCUUGUCACAUUUACAUUUCCCUUGCCAUCCCCCUAGCAACCAGCUGAGAAUGAAAAUGUAUUUUCAAUCUCACUGCCCCUUUCAGCUCAAUAAGUUCCUGACUACAUAUCUAUGCCAUUGCUGUCAUUUCCCAUCCCCACCUCCACCUUGCCUCAGCCCAUCUGCUGCUGAAGGCCUUAUUCAUGCCUUUAUUACCUUUUGGAGCUGACUAUUCCUGAAGAAUCUUGCACCUUUUAGCUUCUGUAAACAUGAUGUGACCCACAACCUUGCUUCUUUUGGAAUUACCUAUCACUCCUGUAGUUUCUCUCAGUUAAGCAGCAACUAAAUUUCAAAAUUGAUAUCAUUUUCCAAAUUUUCUAAAGGAUAGUAGGUAUUGAAAAGAGGAAACCUUGUCCCUCCUCUCGUUAAUAUCCAUCCUUUGCGCCAACCAAGAUAUCAAUGCUCCUCCAAUUCUGGUCUCUUCCCCCCCCCCCCCCCCCCCCACCACUUUAUCCACUCUGGGUGAGCAACCAAAUCCUUAAACUCUGGAAUACUCUCACAAAUUCUUUCUGCCUCUCCCUCUUCCUGAUUUCUAUUCCCAGGCAUCCCUUAAAACCCAUGUCUUUGACCUUACUCUCUUAAAAUCCCUUAAGUGGUUUUUGUCAAAUUAUGUUUGGUAACAGUCUCAUAAAAUAUCUGGGGGAUGUAACUUCAAUACUGAUACUUUGUAGAUCUGGUUAUGUGCUCUAAUGGAUAUUUCAAAAGAUGCAAGAUAUAAAUUACUGUGGAUUUAUUUUAAACUGACAGAAAAGUAAAACUAGUUAGCAAAUUUAAAUAAAGUUUAAAAAAUAAAAUAGUAUUGUUCCCUUCCUACA